Marasmius oreades (fairy-ring Marasmius) is the source of this 3049-nucleotide messenger RNA. RefSeq lists its product as uncharacterized. The transcript has 15 exons. Gene Ontology annotation, molecular function: transcription coregulator activity. The coding region runs from base 110 to 2938 and encodes 942 amino acids. Lineage: Eukaryota; Fungi; Basidiomycota; Agaricomycetes; Agaricales; Marasmiaceae. The record is from RefSeq and is a predicted model, not a curated record. Gene Ontology annotation, biological process: regulation of transcription by RNA polymerase II. Gene Ontology annotation, cellular component: mediator complex.
GUUUAUUCCGUGUUUACACCUCGACUGAACCUUCACCCUCCCUCCAUCUGUUGGCUGCAUGAUAUUCCUCGAUUGAUGCUAUAUUCCUCAUUCGAAUACGGUCUUGUGGAUGUCGAUUUCGGAACUAACAAGAAAUUCAUUCCAGAGUGGGUUGUCGGCAGCCACCUGGGCGGGUCUUUGCAAGCUUUUCAACUCUAAAGAUGUAUCGCUACGCGAUCAGGAAACAACAGAGACUGAAAUAAGCAAUUCUGUUCUACUUUUGUUUAGGUCAUAUCUUGGCGACCCAGAUUUGCACAGUUAUCUCAAGUAUGCCGUUCGAAACGGCUUGGUAUCAGUGCCGGUAUUUGUUGCAACACUUCUUCAGGCCGCGAGGUCGCCAGAACUCCACCACGGUGCUACAUUGGACAUGUUUUGUCGUAUCGCGCUGGGUGCCCACUAUUCUUCUGGUCUUCCAUCCAUCGGAUCAUUAGUUGCGUACGGAGAACCACCCAGUGCGAUUCUAGGAAUUAUACAAGAUGCAUUUGCACUGCUCCGGACGGCCUACACACUGCCCAUGUCUCAUUUCCAUCAAUUGACGACUUCGUCUUCUGAACUCGUGGUCGCUCUCUUAUCGUGUAUAACCGACAUUUCGCAACUACCCACUGGUCAAGCAAUGGCUCUCUUCGCAGAUGUCAAUGAUCUGCUUCAAAAUUUUCGCGUUGGUCAGGAGGUCAGACACGUCUUGGAAUCGUUCGCGUUAUCGUUAAGUCUAGCUAUCGGCGACGAUGCAAAAGUAGCUCGAGGAUCCCAGAUGAUACAUACGGAACCUUCUAUUCGAGAAAAGGGUGACAUGGUGGGGCACGGUUCGAAUAUUGAUAUUGCCGCUUUGAGUUUUGUUUUCCGGCAUCUCGUAACUUUUCGAGGAACAGACCAUGGAGCGGGAGGGGGAGACUAUCCAGCGGCAUUGCUUGUUGGAGUCUUUCGAUGGACCUCGUGGACACCGGUCGUCUUCUACACCCAACUGUAUCUGAGUGUUUUCACCUGUCUAAUGCAAUGUGCAGCUAAUCCGGGCGCGUUGGUAUGGAGAGCAUUCAUAAUUGGCAGGCUUCCAAGCAUCCUGCUGUCUUUCCAGAAAUACGUUAACGCGGAAAAUACAAAUACAGUUGAAACGGAUUGGAAAAUCGCACACCAGGCUGCAUUUACGGCUUUACUCCGACGUAAUGAUCUGUUAAUGAUCGUGAAUACCUUAUUUUCGAAAAUCGACAAACUAGAAGAGCAGCGACAACUCCCUCGAUCAUUCAUGCAACAGCAACUUGCUCUUGGCCUUAUUGACCAGCGAAUUGCUGUAAGCCUAGAUUCUCGAAUUUCCAACUUCCAUGUGUCUACUCUCCAAUCUGAAGCCGAAGAGGCUGGGUACACCCUCUCUUCCUAUCUUGAAUGGAAACUCUCUCGCGACAGCCACGACGACACGGCAUUAUGGAUGGAUAAGAUAUGGAGCAACUGUGGAAGUCAUGCCACAUUCGCUGAUUUUGUUUGCAAGCGUUUGACUGCAUGCGCUGGUCAUUUUGAUAUCGAAGGCCUUAGUCAGCUCUGCAAGAACCUGCAUUCUCGCCACUACGCUGUGGAUAUACUGGCAUUACAUAGCAGGCUAUCGGAUCCAAUUGCACAUAUCCUGCUUUUCUUAGAAGGCUAUAAUUGUGAGACCGUGGGAGAUCCUCAAGGGGCAAUGAAUCUUUUGGGAGUAGUCGUGCUGUUCGUGCAGUCUAUUCUAAUACGGUUCAAGCUCCACGGGAAACUUUUUGUUGUGAAAGACAGAAAACUGAACUGCGAGUAUUUAAUACAACCACCCAAAGUUCUUACGCAGGAAAUGAUUCCUCCUGAGGACCUCGGAACUUUCAAGGCUUGGUUAAAAACGCUGUUCGACAGUAGCAGUGAAGGCAUAGAAGACACGAUAUUACGUUCUACCCACCCAAAGGUUCUCUUGCGUCUGUCGCCAAAUCUUUUAUUACACGCCAUCACAAUGAAUUUGGAAGGGAGAAUUGACAACGAUUUGCUAAACAACGGGGUCAUGUAUUUCAUAGAUCCCGUCUUGAAUUGGACGCUCGUAAGCAUCGUCAAAGCGUUACUGGAGGAGAUUCAGAGGAGAAAAUUCGACGCCCGUGUACAUUUCGAGGUUCUUCAGACGAUAGUGACAUCUCAGUCAUGUCCAAAGCCUGUGAUAGUCCUCUGUGGACCAUUGGUAUUGGCUUUACUGAACAAAAUAAAACAAGGUGCAAGUCACUACAUGGGAUCAUUCAACGCAGAAAUCGUUCACAACGCUGUCUCCGAGUUACUUGGGAUUAAACAAGCUAGUCUCAUACAAAACUUGUUGACAACGAACAGACAUGUAGGAUGGCGCAAUCAGCCUAAACUAGCCAUUCAAGAUGCUUUGGCCACCGCCAGAGCGGGCAAAGGUCCCUUCAUAGACGUGGCACGCUGUUUGAGGAUUGUGGCGCCGACGAGGUUCUUAGAGCUCUUGUGGUCCCAAUUGAUGAAUGGUGCCGGGGUUGGUGGGUCCAUGGAGGGCGGAAAGAGACUCGUCGUCCUGAUUUUAACCUUACCAUUGCCUGGCUCGCCACCUCUGUUUCCCCUCUUUAUCAACACCGUGUUGCCUUCCCUAAUCUCCCACAUCGAUCAACUUCCUGUUUCCGAGCAAGCGGCGCAGACGGAAAUGCUUCAAUCGAUCAUCACUUCUCUGUUCACCGCUGCAAUUUCUACGGAGGUCGCCAUGAGGACUGUAUUAGGACAGCAUGGACCAGUCCUUGGACAGCACAGUUCCGUAAUGGCCCGACGUUUGGUGGCAGAAUUGCGCACUCGGAAGCUGAGCUAUACAAGCAGCAGCCUGUCUCAACGGUUGAGCACCUCCACCCCAUGUGUAGCCAAUUUUCCAAUAUUUAUGGACUUAGAGUCAUUGAAAUAGUGUAACGACCACGAAAUAACGUUGAGAGGGAGUUUUGCAAAGUUUUGUCUACUUAAUUUUCUAUUCAUCAAAACAAUUCAUUCUGUAGUCCCCGGAGAUGAUGGAACUACC